Molecule: messenger RNA, 1740 nt
Organism: Symbiodinium natans
Lineage: Eukaryota; Dinophyceae; Suessiales; Symbiodiniaceae
Source: the annotation of a GenBank genome assembly
AUGCUGGAAAUGUCGUACCUCCACCCAGAACAAAGAACGGAGAUUGUGACAAGCAGAAAGAUCCGACGAUGGCGAUUGAACUCGCCGAUCUACUGGCUGAAAUGGCUCAGUGUCACGGUGCACAUAUGGGCAGCAAGCUUUGGUUGGCCAUUGUUCAUCAACAUCUUGAAGGUUGUUCGCGGAGGUGUCUUCAUCGAACUGCCGGACUCCCUCUGGCGUCUUCGGGACAGCAGCGAGGUUCGGCUCACCAAGCCGAUCAUCCUCCUAAUCGGUGUGUCGCACUGGGUUGCCUGCUUGCUUUUUUGCUUCGGGGGCUUUCUGGAGCACCUGCAGCAAUUCGGACCGGAAGCGUCUGAAACGACCUUCCGAGGAGAGGUGAUUGACGGCAAAGUGUCGUCUUAUGUUGUGGCUUAUGUGGAGGCGAUCUACAUGCUGACUGGAGCUUUGGAUGGGCCGACGGGAGAUGGAGCACGAGAAGGGCACUUUGGAGCGCUGAUCAUUGUCGUGAUCUUUGCACCCAUUGGCCAGCUAGUGGUCUCGCUCUUCAUCGCAGCCAUCGUGCAGGAACAAGAUCUGAAGCAUGCACUUGACAAGCGCCACAAUGAGAACAAGGCUUUCAUGCAGCGAGCUGUGCAGACCCUCGGCAUUCCCAAGGAAUUGCAACGGAGGGUCUUCAGCAUGCACUAUUUCCAGAAGAUGAGCCACGACAUUGAGGCCUUUCAGAUCCUCUUCGACGGGAAGAACCUGAGUGGGGCACUCUCAUCCUCUCUGAAGAUAUACCUCUACAAAGAAAGCGUUCUCAACUGCGACUAUCUGCGGGAUAAAGAUCCGAACUACAUCAUUGAGAUUGUGAAGAUCUUGCAAGACGUGGUGUGCCUCCCCGGCGAGUACAUCGCUCGAAGGGGCGAGAUUGCGCAUCAAAUGUUCUUCAUCGCACGCGGGCUUCUCUCUGUGCUGGUGCCUGAUGUGGACCAUCCGAGCGACGUAGCCUACGCAAAAGCAGUUCGUCAGCUGAAGCUCUCAGACUAUUUCGGCGAAGUUGCCCUGAUCAAAGACUGUGUGCGGACAGCUUGGAUCCGGGCAGAUUCCUACGCGUUGCUCUCAUCCCUGUCCCGCUUCGACAUUGAGCCGGUGUGGAAAUAUUUUCCGGAGUACCGGGAAGAGCUCGCGGUGCAGGUCAGCCAGGUCGCUGCCCAAGACAAGCAAAGGAAUGCCCGGAACCGGUGGAAGAACGUCGGUCUCGGUGAGAAGCACAAGAAGCUGAUGGAGCUAAAGAAGAUGGAUGAAGAGAAAGCGGCCUCCUCUUCAUCCAGAAAGACGGCGAGGGGCUCCAUCCUGGCCGCUUCGAUGCACGACGAACCCAACGACGAUCCCGGCGUGCUCGAGUCGGGGGACUCGGCGGCGCUCAAUACGCCAGAAGGCACAGAUGCGGCCACGAAGAUGUUGUCAGAACUGCUUCAGCGCCAAAGCUCCCUGGAGAGAGAGUUCGAGGCACACGGCCGGAUGCUGGGUCAGAUCUUGGACGCUUUACACAGACACGACGACUUGCCGCCUUUGCCCCCGCCACCGGUGCCCCCACCGAAGAAGGUUGUUAAGAAGCUGAAGGCCAAGAAGGCUGCUGCUGGAGCGCCCGGCACGCCCGAGGAGGCAGAGGAGCAUCCCGGAAGUGAGAGCCUUGAGAAGGAGCCCUUGCUCGGCGACAGUUGGAGCGUUGGGCCCGAUGCCGAGGAGGCUGCAUAG